AUGACAAUGGCACCGGGACGCUUGCGAAACAAGAUGAAAAACGCUUUUUCAAACAUUUCAAUAAUUACGUACAUACUCGUGGUAAUUUUUGGAACUGGUUCGUGGAUUGCCAUCAAUGGGCUCUGGGUCGAGAUGCCAAUAAUAGUUCAAGAAAUACCCGAGAGUUGGUCACUACCUUCCUAUCUAACCGUUAUAAUCCAGCUGGCAAACGUAGCCCCACUGGCCUUUACAGUGGGGAAUAAAUUCUUUCCCCGUGUGGUUCGUGAGGUGCCUGUAAUACACAUCAGUGUGAUCGUGGGAAUUGCGGCGUGCACGUUACUGGCAUUUUUCUGGAAAGAGACAAGUUAUAUCGCUGGAGCUGAACGAAGUACAGCGCUAUUAGUCCUAUGUUUCGUGUUCUCUAUGGUAGAUUGCGCCUCUUCUGUCACGUUUCUUCCGUAUAUGGCUACCUUCCGAGAGAUAUACAUGAGCCCAUAUUUUGCAGGUCAAGGGUUAAGCGGUCUCUUACCUGGUCUGGUUGCAUUAGCGCAGGGUGUGGGAGGAGGGUCACAUGACCCUUGUCCAAAGCCAACAGUAGCAUCUGUUAACAGUACCAAUGGAACCUCACAAAAUAAUACAGAUUCUGGAAGUUGGGGUCCAGGACCCAAAUUCUCAGCAGAGGUGUUUUUCUGGUUUUUGACGGCAAUGAUGGUGGCUUGUGGUUUGGCAUUCAUAGGCCUUAAUUACCUCCCUGUUGCUAAGCGAGAACAGGUGGCUAAAAACUAUGAAGGUGCACAGGCCGGUGAUCAAGCUUUAGAACUUGUCUCCCGUGAGGAAAGGCUAGAGUAUGGAAAAUAUGCAGCAGGUCAUGUUGACCAUGAUGAUCUUGGUGUUAAAACAUUGUCAACAAGUGGUGUCACAUUGAUGUUAGUGACUAUAGCCUUAGUCAAUGGCUUGAGUAAUGGAAUUAUACCAGCUAUCCAAUCAUAUGCCUGCAUUCCAUACAGCUAUUAUAUUUAUCAUCUGACACUCACCCUGUCAAACAUUGUUAAUCCUCUCACAUGUUUUGUGUUUCCCUUCAUUCCCACCAAAUCAAUGAUAGUAAUAAGUGUCCUGAGUUUUGUGUACUUGGGUAUGUGCACAUACAUUCUCAUCAUCGCUUUGCAGAGUCCCACGGUACUUCUACAAUGUGAAGAUUCUGGUGCAGCUUUAAUUGUAAGUACAUUGUGUUCUACAUGUAGCUCAAAAAAGGGUUGAUCAGUCAACCCUUUUUACCAAUAAGGCCCACUUGAGACACCAAACUUUUCAUUAGGCAAACCUAAUACACUGUAUUAAGGUGGCUUGAUACAGUUUUUCAGGGUCAAUACCUCCCAAGUUUGAGCAUAAACUACUUCCCCAUAAACAAAAAUAUUGGAAAAAUUGCCACCACAGUUGUAUAAGACAAAGAUGAAAAUUUGUUAUGAUCAGGGUUGUUAUCAGAGUUGUAAUAGCAAUAAAAUAAUGCCAUAAUUUAUCUAUUUUACUUACCAGAGUAUUUCUCUGCGCUGGGAACUGUUCUUCAAAAAUCAUUCACAGGAGCUUUUUCCUCCAACAGCCACCUCGAUAUUCGUGAAGUUUAAGCAAAAUCUGUAAGAGCAUUAUUAAGAUGUUUUGGGAUGAGGUUAUUAUGGUUAGAAAUACAGUUUAAAAUGCUUAAUCUUGAUGUUAGGUCAUUAUCUGUAGAAAACAAAGAACUGUUGAUCAACUUCACCUCAUAGGAAGGGCUCAACCAUUCUUCACGCCUAGCCCAGCUGGGAAUUUCCAUUACGGAUCGACUUUGGAAUAGCUUUGAUUCAGACACCAAUUUUUUCGUGUACCAAACCUGAUGUGUAAAUUAUAGCAUAUUUUGCUGGCAGUUUGACUUGGAAAUGAGCAUUUUUCUCCAUUUGAAUUAGGAAAUAAAUAAUUUAAGGUCGGUCUUAAUUUGAAUGAGGUUCAGCUCGUGAAACGUUCGGUAUCUGAACCAGGCCUAAGAAAGGCAGUGCGUCUCUAAAAUGUCAUUGCAGUGAUUAUUCUUAAUUUAUAAAGUUAUAAGUAAGCAGUACUCCUUCCACACUUGUUAUUUCAUUGGCAUAACACAUGAUAGUGGGGUCCCUCUAAGGGCAGGUACAAAUGUCCCUGUAAGAAUUCAAAGCCCAUUGUUUUGGAUAGUAAGGAGGAAGCUAAGGUAUGUCCCUGUUGGUAUUUUAUUGUUGUAUUUGGGCUUGUCUUCGUCAGUGCCACAGUCUUAAACCAUUUUACUGUUAUUUGUCAUCAUAACAUCUUUCUUACUUUGUUGUCUCAAGGCUAAGUCCCUUUUCAAUAUUACCCUAACAGCUGCCCUCUUGAAACAUUCAUCACACCUUCUCAUAUGUAGAAGCUGCUAAGAAGCAUUGUCUAUACUCUUGUUAUGAAAGUGUUCAAUAUGUAAAAAAAAAGGGAGUGAAAGUGUUGUGACCGAAAAUUGUCAAUUCUUGUUUUAGCAUUUAGUGGCUCCAAAACUCUCCCAAGUUAUUUUGUAAUGCUAUUUUAUAAAACCAGGAGACAAAACAAAGAAAUAUGCUGUCAAGUUUAAAAGACCCUCAUGGCUAAGUGAAUUAACUAAGCCUUGAUGAGCUCUUGAGAAAAGCUAAACUCACGACACUUGGCUGUCACUGAUUGAAGGAUAUAGCCAUAAUUAUGUAUAAGGCAAAGUACAAUAUAUGCCCUCCUUAUAUAAAGGACAUUUUUAAGCUAGAUAAACCUCGCUAUGGGCUCAGAAAUUGUGGUGACUUUUUUAAUCCUCGAUACAACACAACAACUUAUGUGAGACAUACCCUGAGAUACGUGGGCCCAGUAAUAUGGUCUCAACUAAGUAAGGAUGUAAAAAACGCAGAAUCAAUUUACAGCGUUAAAAAGAAAAUUUGCAAGGUAGAUCUUGAACAAGUAAUCACAGAGGGCUGUAAAAACUGCUUUCUAUGUUGUACAUAAAUGACAUUUUGUAGACAAAAAGGACUCCUCUUAAUCAAUAAGUAUUAUUUUAUAUGACAAUAUCGGCAUUUUGUUUUAGGAUUUAUAUUGUGGUAAAUUUUAUUCUUUGUAAAUAUAUAUAUAAUUUUUUUUAUAUUAAUUAGUUAGAGCUGAUAGUAUUUUAAUUUAGUGUCCCCUAUUAGUAGGCCUUAUAUGGCCAGCUAGAAAACCUGACACUGAAAUAAAGUUUAUCAUCGUCAUCAUCAUCAUCUAAUCAGCCUUAGGUUAUGAAUGUAGACAAAAGAAAUGAGCAAGGAUGCGCUCAAAUGAAAGCAAGAUACUCCCGACCCAUAUUGCUGACACCUCUGUACUUAAAAGAACUUUUUGUUGCUAGCAUCCCUUCCAGUUGAAAAAAGAAAUCUUUGAGAUAUUUUUCUUAUAAUAUUAGCAGGAAGCUGAACUAAAAUGUGAGAUUAACUUAGUGAUACCGGCACCAACUUAAAUUAACUUUUUAACUUAUAGGUUGUGGUAAGCGUUGCUGCUGUUGCUGUGGUAACAUAUAUCAAAGUUGCCAUUGGAGGAAUCAUGCGUGAAAAAGGUCACAAGCAUUUGCUGUGGUAUGGAAUAAGCACUCAAGUGGGCUCCUGUAUUGGUGCUCUGGCAAUUUUUGCUCCUGUAAAUGUCUACCACUAUUUCAAACAAGGAUGA
Messenger RNA from Porites lobata, 3654 nucleotides. Lineage: Eukaryota; Metazoa; Cnidaria; Anthozoa; Scleractinia; Poritidae. The record is from the annotation of a GenBank genome assembly.